UGGUCGUCGGCGCGGGGGGUGGAGUGUGCGCGGCAAUUUGUGGUCUUUAUCUACUAGGACUCGAACUGAAUCCGAUCUCAACGGGUUUGUUGCUGUUUUCCGGUGGUCUGGGAGCUCGACUUGCAGCCGGAUUUCUCGGUGCGUGGCCAGAUUUGCACAGUUGGAAUCGUGUCGGUCGCCGAGCAACGGAGAAUGCCCGGUUUUGUCUGUGUCGACGACCGGACUGUUCCUCUAUACUGUCCACUCAGUAUUGCACGGUUCUGAACAGUUCACAACCGGUUCCGGUCACUGGGCCGGUACCGUCCGUGAUCAAGGAUCAACCACAGUCCAACGGUGAUCACUCCAUGAACUCGUCCGGAUCUUCCAAGGCCAGCGAUCGUUCUUCCUCUGUACGCGAUGAUCAUCAUCAUCAUCAACCACAACAGCAUCCACUAUCACAGUCCCAAAAACAGUCCGCGUCCAAUUGUGCACCUAUUCCCGCUGGUCGCAUGGGUCCCUGUCGUGGACGACCAGAGCAGCGAUAUCAACGUGCCCGGUCUGAAUUGGUUCGUCUGAUGUGCAAUCAGUUGUCACCUGCUCUGCAUACAACCGUUGGCCUGAUUUUGGCACUUGCGCUACUUGCUGCAGCUCGAGUUCAGUUCAUCGCCAAUUACUUCUUCUACCUGAUCGCGUUCGUCAGUCUGAUCUGUUUGCUGAACACAAUCUUGUUCAUACCGACUCUCUACUACUGGCUCCAUCCAUUCAAAGAAGCUGCUUUCUAUGGCGACUACUACCUCAACAAUAGGCGAAUCACACGUGCCUCUUCGAUCGACCCCGGUUUACAGCAUUUCACACCCAACUCAAGCGGACUCGGUACGACUCAAUCUGUCGAACCUCCACGUGUCGCAGAUCCCCCUGUCUCGCAGCCUCCAGUCAUCUUUCCCUCGUCCAUUUCCGCCUCCUCCCUGUCCUCCUCGGGGGGAUCAGCGUCGUCGUCCGCGAAUUCCUCAUCUUCUUCCUCCUCCUCAUACUCGUGCCACUCCCCUAAAUCCGCUCGAUCAUCAUCCAGCAAUUCAGUUUCGGUCCCGGAUGUUGUUUCAGAUUCCCAACGAACCAGUCAACCAUUGCCCCGCUUUGACCCAGUCGUUGAUCAUGGGUCAUUCGCAAAAUCGCGCCCUUCACUGCUGGCUCAGUCCACAUCGGAACUGUACGCACUGUGCGGUGUUCGCCUGCGUGAUGUGACGCAGUCCUUACAUCGCAACUUUAAUUGGCUUGACCCAGCCGCAGCAGCUGCCGCUGUUGUUGCGGCGGCCGCGGCUGCUGCUGUGGCUUCUGCCUCAUCCAACUCCCCACCACGUCAUUCUCAGUCUAAUCAACCCCCAUCUAGACCGGCCAGUUUGAGUACAAUCUCGGAAGAACCCUCACACUCGAGCUCAACAGUCAGUCUUAAUCGAAUCUCGCCGUCCAGCGCGGCUGGUAUCAGCUCAAACUCGAAUCCAUCAAAUGAGACAACGGGAUCCAGUCCGGCUGUUGAAGCACUGGAUUUAGACCGG
Molecule: messenger RNA, 1532 nt
Organism: Echinostoma caproni
Lineage: Eukaryota; Metazoa; Platyhelminthes; Trematoda; Plagiorchiida; Echinostomatidae
Source: the annotation of a GenBank genome assembly